AUGGAAAGGACAAAUGAGACCACUGUGACAAAAUUCAUUCUCAAGGGCUUCUCAGAUAUUCUUGAACUAAGACUCCUUAGCGCUGCAUUUAUACUUUUCAUCUAUCUCUUUGCUCUGUUGGGAAACCUCUCCAUCAUUGCAGCUGUGACCAGAGACAGUCGCCUCCACACUCCCAUGUACUUCUUCCUAAAGAAUCUGUCUUUCUUGGAUAUGUGCUAUACCUCAGUCAUCAUCCCCAAGGCACUGAUCAACUCACUCGUGGGCUCAGGAGUCAUUUCCUUUUGGGAAUGUGUAGCUCAGCUCUUCUUGUUUGUAAUGUUGUGUGCAUCUGAGUGCUUUUUGCUCACAUCCAUGGCAUAUGACCGCUGUCUGACCAUCCACAGGCCCCUUCUCUAUGGGGUCAUUAUGAGUAGAAAGUUGUGCACAGAGCUUGUUAUUGUAGCCUGGUUGAAUGGAGCUCUCUAUGCCAUCUUUCACACAAUCAACACCUUUUCUCUCCAGUUCUGUGGGCCCAACGUCAUUGAUCACUUCUUCUGUGACAUCUCCCCUAUCAUGAGACUCUCUUGCAGUGAUUAUCACACCAAUGAAGAAAUUGGAUUUGUAGUGGGUGGGUGCAUGAUUCUUGGUGCCUUUUUCCUCACCAUAAUUUCCUAUGUUCUCAUCAUUUCCACCAUAGUUCAGAUCCACUCUGCUGAUGGCCGUUGGAAGGCUUUCUCCACCUGCUCAUCUCACCUGGCCACUAUCAUCCUGUUUUAUUUCAGUGGGAGCUUAGCUUACCUGAGUCCUGCUUCCCAUUACUCUCCCACGCAAGGGCGGCUAGUGUCUGUGUUUUACUCCAUUAUCACACCCAGCCUCAACCCUGUUGUCUACUGUCUGAGGAAUAUGGAUAUGCAGGCGGCCUUGAAAAAAAUAUUUGUUCCAUCCAAAUAA
Orycteropus afer afer is the source of this 930-nucleotide messenger RNA. Its product is annotated as olfactory receptor 1044-like. Gene Ontology annotation, molecular function: G protein-coupled receptor activity; olfactory receptor activity. NCBI's taxonomy places the organism in Eukaryota, Metazoa, Chordata, Mammalia, Tubulidentata, Orycteropodidae. Gene Ontology annotation, biological process: G protein-coupled receptor signaling pathway. The record is from RefSeq and is a predicted model, not a curated record. The transcript has a single exon. Gene Ontology annotation, cellular component: membrane. The coding region runs from base 1 to 930 and encodes 309 amino acids.